Amphimedon queenslandica is the source of this 1126-nucleotide messenger RNA. RefSeq lists its product as uncharacterized. The transcript has 4 exons. The record is from RefSeq and is a predicted model, not a curated record. The coding region runs from base 25 to 1005 and encodes 326 amino acids. NCBI's taxonomy places the organism in Eukaryota, Metazoa, Porifera, Demospongiae, Haplosclerida, Niphatidae.
UACUAGUAGAACUAGAACCUAGAAAUGGAGGCGGUUCAGAAAGCAGUCAGCGACGCUGUCCAAGCAGUAAAGAACAGUCCGUUACUGAGGAGACGUUUCGGAGGAGGUGGGAGAGAAAACUCUACAGAAGAGGAGCCGGUACGUGCCGUGUCCCCGGAUAAGGAUCGGACCCCGUUCGUUGCUGGGUUCAGCUAUAGAGUGGAAUACUUGGGAAAGUCUAUCGUGGAUCAGGGUCAAGAACAGGAUCAUGGCUGCACUGAUAAAGCUGUUCAAUUGCUCUGGUCUGAUGCUCCCAGUGAUAUAGGCAAACCUGUUUCAGUUAAAGUGACUACUAACAACAUUCGCAUUAAACUCACAGAAGAGAAGACCAUCCUUUACGACUUCCCUGUACUCCAUGUCUCGUAUUGUGGCCUUGACAAGAGAUACAAGGAGGCUGUUAGCUUUGUUGCCAAAGAAGAUAAUCGGUUCUGUUGUUAUGUCUUUAAAGCUGCUAAUCCAGACAAAGCAUAUGCGCUCGCUCUGAGCAUUUCCAAAGCGUUUUAUCUUGCAUGUCAGAUACUGCAGGAGCAGCAAGGGAAUUUCCCUGCCACCCCAGAGAGGGACAUCCUCUUUGAACCACAAAAGGAUAACGAUACAAAGGUCAGCCCUGCCAGGCCAGUUAUUCCAGGCUCUCCUCUCACUUAUCGGAUACAUACCCAGUCCCAGCCUUCAGAAGGAUCUCAGGAAGACACAGAUGCUUCUAAUAGUCCCAAUAGACCUGCCAUAGCAGUGACUCGUCCCUCAAUAACGUCAACAACUAGCAGCAUAUCCUCUAAUGUAGACGAGGAUUUUAUACGAUUAGCUCGCUCUCGCUCUAAUCCUGAUAUUUUGCGUUCAACGUUAGAGACGGAUGUUGUCAAGCAUCCCUCACUUGACCUUGUUCGGCAGCAUGCUGACCCCAUUUCUCAUGGGAAUACACCAGUUGUGACCCCAUCCGGCUCUACUGAGAACCUACUGGUAUCAUAGGGGACACUGAGGAUGAACUGUGUGGGUGUGACUGUGUGUUUUUUUAACUAAAUAAGUUGUUUGAUUCAUUUAUUACAAGUGUUGAUCAUGAUGGAGCCAUUCUGUCAUGUUGGUAAUGAGA